UGUUUUUAGUACAAAUGAUGUCUUAAUUUGACUUGCUAAUACAUUUUACAAAACCGAUGCCAACAUUUCAGGCUCAAUUGAUAAUGGAGCGAGAUAUUUACUCGCUCCUCGAUCUGCCUUAACAUGAACAUUGGACAAGGUGCUCACGGCGUGGUAUGUAACUGGGCGAAUCUGCUGCCUUUUGAACUGUGCCUGUCCGAUGACUUCCGCGGUUCUUGCCCGGGUCAAUACUCGCUACCUUCCCAAACUGAUUUUUUUUUUCAAAAAACAAAAAAAAGUCUUCCCGAUGAUUUUGACUGUGGGCAGCGAAUAAGCGGGGUCAAAGUGCGGACGAUUGAAGUAGAAGGAGGAAGCGUUUGAAACAAUACUCGGUUGAAUAUGUAGCUCUUGAUCCCGGCGCUCCUGUCUUCUUAUCUUUUUAAAUGCAAAUCUUCGGCUGCACAAAUUAGUUGACGUCACCUGCCUUUCGUUCGCCUUUACUAAUAGAAGCUUGUAAACACUCGUUAAUCAUGUGAGACGCGAGCGAAUCGCCCUGAUCGCCUUUGGAAACGCACUAGCAAACCAGGGAAAAGAAAAUCUUGAAACGACAGUAAUCUGGAUUUCUCCGGAACAGCAUGCCGAUUGCGCCCCGCCGCCAACAUGUACGUGAGCUAUCUACUGGAUAAAGACAUCAGCAUGUACCCAGGCUCCGUCCGGCAUUCUGGCAUUAAUUUGGGCACUCAGAACUUCGUCAACACGCCACAAUACACGGAUUAUGCUGGCUAUCAUGUACCCGGCGUAAACCUGGACAAUCACACUCAGUCUUCAGGAUCCUGGCCUUCUCCUUACGGGCCACCCCGGGACGACUGGAGUGCGUACGCGGCGCCCACUAGCACUGUCCACGGCAUCAACACCUCGCCGGGAUCUCUUUCUUACAACCCAGCAGAAUAUAAUUCCGUCCAGAACCCGACAUCUGGCGUGAUACAGCCUCUAAACAAUAAUCUAUUGGAACAGCAUUCCCCCAAUGGCCAAAGGCGCAACCCUUACCAAUGGAUGAGGAAACCAAACCAGCAGCUGUCCGCUACAGAUAAAACAAGAACAAAGGACAAAUACCGAGUGGUUUACACAGAUCACCAGAGGCUGGAGUUGGAGAAAGAGUUUCACUACAGCCGCUACAUCACCAUUCGGCGGAAAGCUGAGCUGGCUGCAAAUCUGGGGCUUUCCGAGAGACAGGUCAAGAUCUGGUUUCAAAACAGAAGGGCCAAGGAGCGAAAGCUGACAAAGAAGAAGCUACAACAGCAAUCUCAGCAGGCGUCGGCUCAGUUGAGCCCGGUUCCACCCGGGCCAGCCGGUUCCCUGUCGGUGGGCAACGGCGGUGUGUUGGGGUCUGCCGGUAGCGCGGUUUUACCGGGCACUGUCUCCCAGUGAAUGCUGUUUCCACACACCCGAAGGGACAGAGGGAAAGCACGAACUGGCGCCUAUAUAAUAAGCAGGAGUACCAGACUCUUCAGUGUCCAAGAGUACAUUCUACAGCACUCCACGAUUCCACAAUGGCAACGCCUGGGGUUUAACAUUAAAAACAUUUUCUGCAAGACUUCGGCAAGUUUGUCCGUGAAACAACGCCGGAGAUUUGCCGCCGACCUAAUGACAAUGUGAACGAUUUUUUCUCCCCCGCUGUGUUUCAGGCUUUAUAUCAGUGAAAUAUUUUAAUAUAGUUGUCAAAAGUUAGAUUAUAUCCGAGUCUGUGAAACACGACAAGAUGCAUUUCGACAUUUCAAAUGUGAACUCCCUUUUCUCUCCGAAAUGCACCGGAAUUGUAUUGUACUUAUUGUAAUUGUUUUUCAUUUUUCCGUGUUCAUAAUUUCUACAUUUUCCCCUUUAGAGAUACUUUUAUAAAUCUUUUGGGUUAGUUGCGAGUGGACUAGUUUAUUAUAAUGUAGAGUUUGAAACCCGUGUUCUGAAUCGCACCAUUUGGGCGGCACAGUGGUGCAGCGGUGGAGCCAGAGAUCCAGGUUCGAUCCUGACCUCGGGUGCUUCGCUCUCCUUGUUACCGGAUGGGCCCUCUCCAGAUGCUCCGGUUUCCUCCCGCACUCCAAAGACCCUACCGGGUUGUAGGUUUAUUAACUUCGGUACAUUUGUAAAUCGUCCCUUGUGCUUAGGAUAAUGCAAGAGCACGGGGUGAUCGCUGGAUUCGAAGAUCAGGAGUCAUAGUUUAUCUCUAAAUUAAACUAAACUUGAUUUAUCUCACUGUGUCCGUAAGCCUAUAAUAUUUUUUUCGU
This is a messenger RNA of Leucoraja erinaceus (little skate), 2258 nucleotides long. Its product is annotated as homeobox protein CDX-1-like. Gene Ontology annotation, biological process: animal organ morphogenesis; anterior/posterior axis specification; cell differentiation. The transcript is spliced from 3 exons. Gene Ontology annotation, molecular function: DNA-binding transcription factor activity, RNA polymerase II-specific; RNA polymerase II transcription regulatory region sequence-specific DNA binding. The coding region runs from base 640 to 1407 and encodes 255 amino acids. Gene Ontology annotation, cellular component: nucleus. The record is from RefSeq and is a predicted model, not a curated record. Lineage: Eukaryota; Metazoa; Chordata; Chondrichthyes; Rajiformes; Rajidae.